Messenger RNA from Myotis myotis, 1716 nucleotides. RefSeq names its product histone H3.3A. Gene Ontology annotation, molecular function: structural constituent of chromatin; protein heterodimerization activity; DNA binding. Bases 166 to 576 code for a protein of 136 amino acids. The transcript has 4 exons. NCBI's taxonomy places the organism in Eukaryota, Metazoa, Chordata, Mammalia, Chiroptera, Vespertilionidae. The record is from RefSeq and is a predicted model, not a curated record. Gene Ontology annotation, cellular component: nucleosome.
UGGGUAUAAAAGCGGAAGCACCGGGGGGGUUUGGAGCAAAGCGGUUUGGUUAUUCGUUGGGUUGGUCCGUGCACUUAGCUCCUGAGCUGCGGCUCUUCCUUAGGCGGCGGGAGCGGCGUCACGGACUAAGAAGCGGCCUAAGACUUCGGCGUUGAGUGAAAGAAAAUGGCCCGAACCAAGCAGACUGCUCGCAAAUCCACGGGUGGGAAAGCGCCCCGCAAACAGCUGGCCACUAAAGCUGCCAGGAAAAGCGCCCCCUCUACCGGCGGGGUGAAGAAGCCCCAUCGCUACAGGCCCGGGACCGUCGCGCUUCGAGAAAUCCGUCGUUACCAGAAAUCGACGGAGCUUCUGAUCCGGAAGCUGCCUUUCCAGAGGUUGGUGAGGGAGAUCGCCCAGGAUUUCAAAACCGACCUGAGGUUUCAGAGUGCAGCCAUCGGCGCGCUGCAGGAGGCUAGCGAAGCGUACCUGGUGGGCUUAUUUGAAGAUACGAACCUGUGUGCCAUCCACGCUAAGAGAGUCACCAUCAUGCCCAAAGACAUCCAGUUGGCUCGCCGGAUACGGGGAGAGCGAGCUUAAGGGAAGGCAGUUUUUACGGUGUUUUGUAGUAAAUUCUGUAAAAUACUUUGGUUUAAUUUGUGACUUUUUUUGUAAGAAAUUGUUUAUAAUAUGUUGCAUUUGUACUUAAGUCAUUCCAUCUUUCACUCAGGAUGAAUGCGAAAAGUGACUGUUCACAGACCUCAGUGAUGUGAGCGCUUGCUCAGGAGUGACACGUUGCUAAUAUGCAGAAGGGAUGGGUGAUACUUCUUGCUUCUCAUGAUGCAUGUUUCUGUAUGUUAAUGACUUGUUGGGUAGUUGUUAAGGUACUAGAAUGAUAAAUGUGUACAGGGUCCUUUUGCAAUAAAACUGGUUAUGACUUGAUCCAAGUGUUUAACAAUUGGGGCUGUUAAGUCUGACCAUGCAUCACUGUGAUAGAAUGUGGGCUUUUUCAAGGGUGAAGAUACAAGUCUUAACCACAGUGUAAUAACUUACAGUUUCCUAAAAAGAAAAAAAAGUAAACCUGGCAGCUAUAGAAUACACUAUGUGCAUUUAUAAUAGCUAUUUUAUAUAUUGUAGUGUCAACAUUUUUAAAUUAAAUGUUUUACAUUCACAUGUGGGGAGUCUUGUCAUUAAGGUGUGUGUAAUUUAGGGUCCAGUUGGUGUUCUAACUAGACUGCACUUGUUUUCAUAGUAGUAAAAUGCUUUGCAAAUAACACCUUGCAGAAGUCCUCAUUCUACCACAUGUGAACUAACCCUCCAGCUGAUAAUGCAAACACUAUCGGGGGAUUUUAUUUAUAAGGGCUCUAGAAUACAAGUUAUCACACCAGCAUCAUCUGUUACUAAUAUUCUGACUAGUUAUGGUUAGUGCAGCUUUUCUUUGUGUUGUGGUUGGUUUCAUAACUAGGCUGAGUUCCUCUACCAAGAGGAAACAAGACCCGAGUUCUUUUCCUUGUAGAGUUUGUAUUAUAACCCUUAGCGUAAACUUGCUGUGGGGGGGGAGGGGCACUUAGCUCCAGCUUGUUGCAUCGCGGCCAGUUAGCUUACAUCUGGUAUGUGGUCCUGGGGAAAUCACUUUAUAGAGCUGGUCUUCCAAGUGGUUUUUAAAAUUUAUCCUUCUAUUGAAGUUUUUAGGUCAAUUAUGUAUGUUGACUAAAUUUACAAAUAAACUUGUUUAUCCAA